Penicillium maclennaniae is the source of this 378-nucleotide messenger RNA. RefSeq lists its product as uncharacterized. The coding region runs from base 1 to 378 and encodes 125 amino acids. NCBI's taxonomy places the organism in Eukaryota, Fungi, Ascomycota, Eurotiomycetes, Eurotiales, Aspergillaceae. The record is from RefSeq and is a predicted model, not a curated record. Gene Ontology annotation, cellular component: mitochondrial outer membrane. Gene Ontology annotation, biological process: mitochondrial outer membrane translocase complex assembly; protein insertion into mitochondrial outer membrane. The transcript has 2 exons.
AUGUCCUCCGCUUCCCCUGCCGGGUCCAAUCCCUCCUUCUCCUACUCCGCCUACAUGGUCCCCUCACAAGACGCUUACGGCUUAGAGUCCGACGACGAGAUCGCUUCACUUCCUUCAGAAUCGACCUCUGAAUCAAACCUCGACACUAUGUCAGAUGUUUUCUCCGAUGCUGAGGCAGAAUGGCGGGAAAGCAUUGAGCAACUGGAGUUGCUUUUGUCCAUGGUCCUUGUACCUUUCAUUGGCAAAUACCUUGGCAGGAAGUGCGCAUACUGGGGCUGGACUAGCUUCAUGCAAUGGAAAUACCCGGUCGAGGUCGUCAUGAGAAACCCGGCCGCUUUCAAGGCUGCGGGUGUGAUUGAGGCUGCGGCAACUCUCUGA